Molecule: messenger RNA, 918 nt
Organism: Neltuma alba
Lineage: Eukaryota; Viridiplantae; Streptophyta; Magnoliopsida; Fabales; Fabaceae
Product: protein LIGHT-DEPENDENT SHORT HYPOCOTYLS 10-like
Exons: 2
Coding region: 7-603 (198 amino acids)
Biological process (GO): response to light stimulus; mRNA transcription
Cellular component (GO): nucleus
Source: RefSeq, a predicted model, not a curated record
GAAACCAUGUCUUCCUCCACCAAAGGAAAAGAUAUAGUCCCAGGAUCAUCAUCGUCGUCAUCAAGAUCCGCUUCUGCUAAUUAUGCUCCUUCCGAUCAUCGUCAUCUUGCUCAGCCUCCGUCUCAGCCUCAGCCUCAGCCUCUGAGUCGAUAUGAAUCUCAAAAGCGAAGAGAUUGGAACACUUUUGGACAGUAUCUUCGGAACCAGAGGCCUCCGGUGGCUCUAUCACAGUGCAAUUUCAACCAUGUCCUUGAAUUUCUUCGCUAUCUCGACCAGUUCGGCAAGACUAAGGUCCACCUCCAGGGUUGUCUCUUCUUCGGACAAUCCGAACCUCCUGGUCCCUGCACUUGCCCUCUCAGACAAGCCUGGGGCAGCCUCGAUGCUCUCAUCGGCCGCCUCAGAGCCGCCUACGAGGAAAACGGAGGCUUGCCGGAGACCAACCCCUUUGCUAGUGGAGCCAUAAGAGUUUACCUUCGUGAAGUGAGGGAUUCUCAGGCUAAAGCCAGAGGUAUCCCUUAUAAGAAGAAGAAGAAGAAAAGGCAUCCGUUGAUGAAGCCCCAGUUCAACGGCGAGACCUCAAAUAAUAACCUGCCUAUGCAGUGAAAAAUUUGAGAAGAAGGCAUAUAUAUGGGACGUCCCUAUCAUCUGAGUCCUGAAGAAUCUGUACUGUGCCAAGCCUUCGUUUAGACAUUAAAUGACGCUGGCAAAUAUCCUUUGGAUCAGCUUAAAACUCUUCCCUUAGCUACGUAAUGGUACUGUUUAAGUUUCAAGAAGCUGUAUUUGUUAUUUUGAAUGGAAUUUAGAAGUGAAUGACCAAAGAAUUUGACUUGAUGUAUAUGGGGUAAGUCCUUCUAUUAUUGUUGUAUCCAUAUCUUUUAUAUAUUUGAUCAGUCACUUUCUGCAGCACAGCAUCAAUUA